This is a messenger RNA of Monosiga brevicollis MX1, 2034 nucleotides long. RefSeq lists its product as uncharacterized. The record is from RefSeq and is a predicted model, not a curated record. Lineage: Eukaryota; Choanoflagellata; Craspedida; Salpingoecidae. The transcript has 18 exons. Gene Ontology annotation, cellular component: plasma membrane. Gene Ontology annotation, molecular function: glutathione gamma-glutamate hydrolase. The coding region runs from base 1 to 2034 and encodes 677 amino acids. Gene Ontology annotation, biological process: glutathione catabolic process.
AUGAUAGCUCACUGCCUUCGCUCACUUGUUCUCUCUCUCUCUCUCUCUCUCUCUCUCUCUCUCUCUCUCUCUCUCUCUCUCUCUCUCUCUCUCUCUCUCUCUCUCUCUCUCUCUCACGCGCGCUAUGGCAUGCUUGAUGCUGAGGGCGGCGGGUCCAAGUGGGGCCGUCGUCAGUGGCUCGUCGUGACUGUAGCAUCGAUUGUUGUGUUGGGUCUCGUCGUUGGUUUGGCUGUCGGUCUGAGCAGUCGGAGCCACAAGAGCAACGGCUAUGCCCAUGGUGCGGCAGCCGCCGAUGCCACCGAAUGCUCAAAUGUGGGCGUGGACAUUAUGAAGGCCGGUGGCAACGCUGUCGAUGCUGCCGUCGCCAUGACGUUUUGUGUGGGAGUGGUGCACCCCGAGAGCUCGGGCAUUGGCGGCGGAGGUUUUAUGAUGGUUCGCAACGCCACGGGGCAUGCAGAGGUCAUCGACUUUCGUGAGGUUGCCCCGGCCCUCGCCACCCAGGACAUGCUGGCCGUGUGUCGCACCAGCGACCCGGACUUGCGUCGCUGGUGUAAUUCACAGUUUGGUGGUGAUGCUGUUGGCGUCCCGGGCGAGGUGCGUGGGCUAGAACUGGCUUGGCAGCGACAUGGCCGACUGCCUUGGGCCCAGGUGCUGGCCCCUGCCAUCAAGAUGGCACGCGAAGGCGUUGUGGUUUCGGCACACAUGGCCAAUAGCAUCGAAUCCUCGUUUGUUGCCUGCACCUCUGGCUUCCCCUUUUGGCCACGAUUGUUCUUCUGCCCGUCUAAUUGCGGGAUCCUGGCUACCUUUGUGAUACAACAUUGCAGACAAGAGCUAAUCAUGGCGCAACAAGCUCUGCAUGCUCUGCUCGCCCCUGGUGGUGUCUUUGUGCAGCAAGGCGACACCCUCAAGAUGCCCAAGCUGGCCGACACACUGCAGCGCAUUGCUGAAGAAGGUAGCCAAGCCUUUUACUCGGGCACAAUUGCUGAGAACACGAUUCACGCCAUCAACGAGAACGUCGCUGGCGGCCGCAUGACACUGCAGGACCUGGCCGCCUACCAGCCCAUUGUGCGAAGUGUCCAGACCAUGACAUGGGGUGACUUUGAACUCCUUCUGGCGCCUGCGCCUGCCUCGGGCGUCGUACUGGGCAUGAUGUUCAACAUUUUGCGCAACUACGAAGCAUCUGCAGACAAGGUGGACACACUCACCUAUCAUCGACUUGUGGAAGCUUUCAAAUUUGCGUAUGCCAAGCGUACUGAGCUGGCAGAUGGUUGUUGUGCCGCAGAUCGCACGUCCGGGAUGGGUUGCUCCAACGAGACCUCCUGCACACUCAUUGAUAACUUGCAACAAACUAUGCUUGACUUGGGCAACGGGGUUGGCUGGCGUGAUAAGAUCUUUGAUAACCAAACCUUUCAUGAUCCCUCGUAUUACGGUGCACACUACGAUGUGGAGCCUACUCCCGGCACGACGCACCUCUCAGUCAUUGGCCCAGACGGCGAUGCUGUGGGUGUGACGUCGACGGUGAACCUGCUAUGGGGCAGCAAGGUGUUGACGGAAGAUGGUAUUUUGCUGAACAACGAGAUGGACGAUUUCUCGUCACCAAAUUUGACCAAUGCUUUUGGGGUGCGUCCCUCCCCAGCCAACUUUAUUCGACCGGGAAAGCGGCCACUCUCUAGUUCGGCGCCGACAAUUGUGUUGGACAAGGAGGGUCGCGUUCGUCUCGUGGCUGGCGCGGCGGGCGGCACUCGGAUCACCACGGCAACGGCGCAAGUUAUCCUGCUGGCAUUGGGCAUGGACAAAAGCAUUGAGGAGGCCAUCGCGAACCCGCGAGUGCAUCAUCAGCUUUUACCCGACUAUAUUCUGGGCGAGGCGGACUUUGAUUCCUCUAUUCGGCGCGGCCUCGAGGCACUCGGGCACAAGUGGCAAACGCCGGAGAGCAUGCCAAUCUCCGUGGCUCAGGCGGUUUUGCGACAACCCAACGGCCGGUUGCACGCAGCCUCUGAUCCUCGAAAAGGGGGCAAGGCAGCUGGAUACUAG